Messenger RNA from Opisthorchis viverrini, 1104 nucleotides. RefSeq lists its product as hypothetical. The transcript has 5 exons. Lineage: Eukaryota; Metazoa; Platyhelminthes; Trematoda; Opisthorchiida; Opisthorchiidae. The record is from RefSeq and is a predicted model, not a curated record. Bases 1 to 1104 code for a protein of 367 amino acids.
AUGCUCGUCCAACAGCGUUAUAAUUUUGAGGAAGAGCGUGACGUUAACCUUCUGGCCAAUGAUCUGAGUUUAUUGAAUUGGGAAAGUCCUCGCCUGUUGGUGUCCAUAUUGUUAAUUGUCUCUGUCAUUUUCCUGCUCCUUGGCAUGUUCCAUCCAGCUGUGUUGACCAUGUUAGGAUGGUUUGGCCUGACCAUGAGUGUUGUUGAUUUCAUUGGACCUACUCUAUCUGCCAGGGUCGCCCCCGAAAUGCAUCCACUGGAAGCACAAAAACGAUACCGAGAAUUUUGUCGCCGUUUGGUCCAUGCCCGCUAUUUGGUGAUAAACUUUUUCACAUUUCUCCAAGAGCUGCGCGCAAAUCAUCCUAUCGCCUAUUUAUUUACCUCUCUCUCCCUGUUGAUGAUCGGGAUCUUCGUUGGCAGGCAUAUCAACGAUCUUCUUCUGCUUUACAUCUUAACCAUUGUUUGCAUUUUGACUCCUGGAUUAAGAUACAAAGGCUUCUUCACGGUCAGAAGUAACGUUUUAGAUUCCACUCCUGAAGUUGGACUAAGCGAUGUCUUGGGUCGAGAAAGAUCCAAUGUAUUAAGAGGAAUCACCACCAGUCUCAACCUGACCGGUCACAAUUUACGUAAAUUCUCCGCUCUGUGGAACGUUCCGGCUCUUCUAAUGCGUGUCCAUCAUUUAGGCAUGAGUUACGCGCACAACGACGUCGAAAGCAUGACCAGUCAACCGAAAGCUACAAGUUAUAUUAUCGACAAGCACCUCAUUCAAUGGAACGCACAUGGCUUAAACCCAGUGGUCAAGCGCACACUAACUAACCGGAAGGUUUGUAGUUUGAAACAAACUCCGGUGUUAAGACUACUUCUGUCUAGGUUUAAGCAACUUGGUAGUAUCUCAAUCCUCUUGUUUCCUUCGGGUGGCAUGGCAGCUGGGCGCCGAAAUGGCCUUAGAGCUGAACGAUUCAAGCAAAACCAGUCCAGUAAUAGACUGGAAUGGCAGUCAAACGGACGGGAUAAAUUGCGUGGGAUCUCAAGACCAGAGCAUAUAUUUACGGUAGAAAAACAUAUUGGGGGUACCGCGCUAAACAAAUCAAAAAAUGUACAGUGA